AACAGUAGCCUAGCUAGCUGGCUGCCGUCGACUCCAACUGGAUACAUGCAAUAUCGAUGGAUACAAAUAGAUUUUCGACAUGCUUAAACUGUGUACAUGUGAAGUGUACUGUUGAGAGUGCAGUGACAACACAGUCCGUAACAUGCGAGCGAGAUUAAGAACAAGAUAUUAGCAAAGUGUGCGUCUUUAACUAACAUCUAGCUAGGAAGUGCACUAUCCAAUUUAUGGUGGCUUUGUUGAUCCAUUUGGUGUGUUUCGUCCUCGUCUGUAUUGAGGGGAAAUGAAGAAGUUCAAUAUCAGAAAGGUGCUGGACGGCUUGGGUGCUUCAUUUUCCGCUGCAUCUCCACAACCGGGAACUAGUCAAAACGAUGUGAUCCAAGAGACACUACAGUCGGAGCAUUUUCAGCUCUGUAAGACUGUGCGACAUGGCUUCCCUUACCAGCCCUCCUCCAUGGCCUUUGACCCUGUGCAGAAGAUUCUGGCUGUCGGGACUCAGAGCGGAGCUGUGAGACUUUUUGGCCGUGCGGGCGUGGAGUGUUACUGUCAACAUGAGAGUGGUGCAGCUGUCAUUCAGCUCCAGUUCCUGGUCAACGAGGGGGCGCUAGUCAGUGCCUUAGCUGAUGACAGCGUUCAUCUGUGGAACCUGAGGCAGAAGCAGCCAGCUAUCUUGCACACUCUCAAAUUCAACAGGGAGAGGAUCACAUUUUGUCACCUGCCCUUCCAGAGUAAAUGGCUGUACAUUGGCACAGAGAAAGGAAACAUCCACAUCGUCAACAUUGAGUCCUUCACACUCUCAGGCUACGUUAUCAUGUGGAACAAAGCCAUCGAACUGUCCUCCAAGUCACACCCUGGGCCUGUGGUCCACAUCAGUGAUAACCCUAUAGACGAGGGAAAGAUUUUGAUUGGAUUUGAAUGUGGGAGUGUUGUGUUGUGGGACCUGAAAUGCAAAAAAGCUGACUACCGCUACAAUUAUGAUGAGGCUAUCCACUCAGUAGCCUGGCACCAUGAGGGCAAACAGUUCACCUGCAGCCACUCAGAUGGAACUCUGACUACAUGGAACGUACGCGUCCCUGCCAAGCCUACAAUCACCAUCACACCACACGGUAAGCAGCCCAAGGAUGGAAAGAAGCCAGAACCAUGCAAACCUAUCCUUAAAGUGGAGUACAAAACGACAAGAGCUGGGAAUGCCUUCGUGAUCAUGUCUGGAGGCCUGUCCUAUGACACAGGGUGCAGGAGAGCCUGUCUGACAGUGAUGCAUGGGAAGAGUACUGCCCUCCUGGAGAUGGACUAUCCCAUCGUAGACUUCCUCACGCUCUGCGAAACACCAUAUCCAAAUGAUUUCCAGGAUCCUUAUGCCGUAGUUGUCCUUUUGGAAAAGGAUUUAGUUGUCAUCGACCUUAGACAAAUUGGAUACCCAAUAUUUGAGAACCCAUACUCUCUGUCGAUCCACAAGUCUCCAGUGACGUGCGUAGAAUAUUUUGCUGACUGCCCUCCUGAACUCAUACCUGCACUUUACUCUGUUGGCUCCUGGCAAAAGACACCGGGUUACAGUAAGAAGGAAUGGCCCAUAAGUGGUGGCAACUGGGGCCAAGGCACACUAAGCUACCCUGAGAUCAUUGUCACUGGACAUGCUGAUGGAUCAAUCAAUUUUUGGGAUGCUUCUGCAAUAAUGCUCCAAGUACUGUACAAGCUGAAGACUGCCAAGGUGUUUGAGAAGGCUCUAAAGGGCGGUAAGGAGGAGAAGCCGAGCACGGAGAUAGUGGAUGAGGAUCCCUACGCCAUCCAGACCUUGUCGUGGUGCCCAGAGAGCAGGAUGCUGUGUGUGGCUGGAGUCUCUGCCCACGUCAUCAUCUAUAGGUUCAGCAAACAGGAAAUAACCACUGAGGUGGUGCAGCUGUUGGAGGUGCGUAUGCAGUGUGAGCUGGAUGUUGUGGAUUCUCCAGACACUGCAGGAGAGCGUCCUCCCACCCCAUCUACCCCAGUACACUACUCCUGCCCAACCCAGGAGGGAGACCCCCCUGAGACCCAGCCCUCCACAACUGAUGACGGGCCCCGGGAUAAUGUACCAUGCUUCAAGGUCCGGAGCUCCCCUCUGAAGCAGUCUCCUGGUUACCAGGUGGAGCUGGUCAUUCAGCUGGUCUGGGUUAGUGGGGAGCCACCCCAGCAGAUCACCAGCCUGGCUGUCAACUCCUUAUACGGACUUGUGGUGUUUGGCAACAGCAAUGGUCUGGCUGUAGUGGACUACCUUCAGAAGAGCCUCCUCCUGAACAUGGGCACGUCAGAGCUGUACAGUCCCUCAGACCCCUACCAGAGACAGCCUCGGUCGCCUCGCAAGAAACGACAGCCAUCUGGAGCUCUCAGUGAUAACAACAAUGGAAACAACGCUUUGGAAGAGAAAAGCAACAAAUCACCAACGUCAGUAGGCUCUACGUCACCCACCAAUUCAGACGAUGAACACAAACAGGAAAGGUUCAUACAGAAGGUGAAGUCCAAAAGCAGGCGGUUUUCCAAGACGGUUGCCAAUGACUUUGCCAAGAUGUCAAGGAAAAUUUGCUCACCUACAGAGCAAAAGACAGACCUGGAUGCCAAGGACAGUUUGUUCAGCCGCUCGAGGAGCUCCAGUGUGACCAGUAUAGAGCGGGAGUCCCGCGAGGCCAUCUCCUCCUUCCACUUCAGUGAGAGUUUCCCCAGGAAGACAGACAGCAGUGGCAGCCCCAGCCUGUGGGUGGGCACUACCCAGGGCACUGUUCUGGGUCUGGCUCUAAGCCUGCCACCCACAGGGGACCUGAGGCUUCAGCAACCUGUCAGAGUAUCAUCUUGUGGUACUCUGGUCAGACUUAAAGGAGGUAUCCUGACCAUGGCUUUCCUUGACUCCCUUGGGGCGGUCCUCCCCCCUUCCUACGAGCCGUGGUCAGAGCCCAACCCUCCGGACGAGGAGAAGGAGAAGGCGAGGCGGCGCAGGCCGGCCUCUCCACCCCCCACCCAGGAGGGUCAGGACAGCCAGUACGCUGUGGUGUGCUCAGAGAAACAGGCCAAGGUGGUGGGCCUGCCCUCCCAGUCCUGCUUCUUCAAACACAACAUCACAGAGAGCUCCUUUGUGCUGAGAGCUGACGUGGUGCAGAUGGCUGCAGGACUCUGCCUCGCCUGCUUCUGUGCUAAUGGACACAUCAUGGCUCUGAGUCUACCCAGUCUCAGACCACUCCUGGAUGUGAACUACCUUCCCCUGACAGACAUGAGGAUAGCCCGGACCUUCUGCUUCUCCAACCUGGGCCAGGCCAUGUACCUCACCUCCCCCACCGAGAUACAGAGAAUCACAUACAGCCAGGAGACCUGCGACAAUCUACAGGAAAUGAUGGGAGAGUUGUUUACACCGAUAGAGACACCUGAGGCUCCUAACAGAGGUUUCUUCAAGGGCUUGUUUGGGGGAGGAGCUCAGUCCCUGGAUAGAGAAGACCUGUUUGGUGAGACGGCGGCGGGUAAGGCGUCUCGUAGCCUGGCACAGCACAUUCCUGGGCCCCAGGGCAUGGAGGGUAUGAAGGGAGCAGCCUCUGGGGUGGUGGGGGACCUGGCCCGUGCCCGGAUAGCCCUGGACGAGAGGGGGCAGAAACUGGGAGAGCUGGAGGACAGAACCGCAGCCAUGAUGUCCAGCGCGGACUCCUUCUCUAAACACGCUCACGAUAUGAAGCUGAAGUACAAAGAUAAGAAGUGGUAUCAGCUCUGAUUGCAGCGAGAGGAGAGAGUGGGACUCAGUUGUCUGCUCGCACCACUUCAUCUACAGGAGAUGCAGCUCCUCUUCUUCAUCUCUCUGCAGGAGGAAGUGUUAUCUAACAGACUGAUGCCUUCCUCCUAGCAGCACAAUAAAACACUCUGCAUUACCUCAGUCACCUGGUUACCAAUGAGGAGGAGUAGACUAACAGACAGACUGACAGACUUAGAAGGAACAGAGGAGGAAAGUUAUUCUGAAUGUUUCUUUCUAUGUCAUCUGAAAGAGAUUAUGUUCAUUUCCUUAACACACCAGAGGAGAGGAGACUAAAUGUAUGGGGGCUGCUCCUGUGUUUUAUCAGUCAUGUUCUCAGCUGCUUUGUUGUCCAUGAGGUAAGAUAAUUCUACUCAAAAUGAGCACCGUUAGGUUGCCUGUGAUUACCUGUGCAGUGUCCAGGUGAGGUGAUGCCUGCUCUUCAGUGUCAACCAAUCGCGAUGGACCUCUAAGGGGAGUCUCCUGUGUGUGGAGGAAGCUCCAUGGAAACCACAGUCAGUGGAGCCAGCUCUCUGCUCUUGAAGUCUCAAUAUCUAUAGCAAUGGUUAUGAAAGGAUGAAUCAGUGAUUGAUUCACCCCCUCUGUGUUUUGUCUAAAGUCCUUUUUUUCUACUGAUUUGUGUCGUCUUUCAUGCAAGUCUUCAUUUGUCAUCUUUAUUUGAGACCGUUUUUGUUUUUCAGGAGUCCAUCCAAGCACUUAAUUAACCAUGAGUUUAUUGACCAAUUUAUUUACCAUGAGUUCUUAUCACACCAUCAUUAUAACUUAUCUUUUCUCCUACUUACAGUAGGCCUGGUUAUACGUUAUUAUCACGGGUUAGUUUUCCAAUCAGAUUUGUUUUGAAGCAGGAAGUAAUACUAUACAGUUCCCAUGUUUGUUUGCUGAAAGGUAAAAGUUGAACUGGUUAUCAUGGAGAGUAAGUUAUCAGCUGUUGCGUGUGCCUAGUGAAAAUAUUACAGGCUCUUACUGAACCCACUAGACAAAAUUAAGUCGACAUUAAUAUGACCAAAACGGGAAGGAUUAGUAUGUUGAAAACACUUUGCAGCUGAUGCUGUAUAUAGUUAUAUCAUACUAAUAGAGGUAUGGCCAUAGAAUGAUGUCAGUGCCAGCUUUGUAUUUUUGUUCUGGACUCAUGAUUGGCUGAGACAGAGUCGAGGUUAAUGUUCUGGGCUUUUGAUUGGCUGAGAGAUAGAGUUGAGAGUAAUGUACAACGGAAUAGGGUGAAGUUGCACCUAGAUGCUGAUCUUGGGUCAGUUUAGCAUUUUCCUCACUAAUGGUUAGGAUUGGGGGAGGGGUUCUAGCUGAUCCUAAGUCUGUACCUAGGGGAAAACUAAAGGCCUACAACUCUUCCUCAGCAUACUAAACAAUGUGGUGAUAUUGCAGUACUGUAUACAGGUUGGAUUACUCUCUGAGUCGUCUCACAAUCCUUUGAGAUACUGAUUCUAAAUCUGACAAUUUGAUUCAUUCCACUCAUGGCUUAUUCAUUUUAAAUAGUUUUUCAUGUUUAGAAAAGAAAGCAUGUCUGUUCCAUCCCAAGGAUACAGAUAUAAGAUAGCUGUCUUUGUAUUCGUAGCGUCAGUUGAAGAAGUGACCAAGUACCACUUGAUGUGUGGUCAAACAUUCAUUGGUCAUUAUUCUCUGAAUCAACCGCUAUCUUACAGACAACUCUCUUCCGCCUUUGCUUAUCAUGACGCGUAUAUGCUAACCUCUACCUAUGUAUGUGUAUAUCUGUGUUUGUGAACGUACAUAUAUUCAGAUAUGUGUAUGGGCACAUAUUUAUACUUACAGUAUAUAUUUUUCCAUAAUGGUGUUUUUCAGCGCGAAUUUUUUUUAGCCCCGUGCAAGGAGAUGCUGCCAUUUGAGUUGAGGUAGACGCGUUUAUCUUAUGUUCUUUAUUUUCCAAAUGAUUUUCCAAAUAAAAGACUACAGAUUGUUUUCACCCCAGCCAAAAGCUGUAAAUAAAUGAGUAGUGCGACAAGACAACUGGAGACACAUCUGAUAGUGUUGGUUCGGGGAAAAUGACACAGUGUCUGUCCCAAAUGGCACCCUAUUCAAAAGUAGUGCACUACAUAGGGAAAAGGGUGCCAUUUGGGACUCAGAGGAGACAGGUCAGCAGCCAUCUUAUUUUCUGACGCCAAAGAGUUGCUUAAUUAUACACUGUUGUCUUGUUUGUCCAAACUCCAACAGUCUGUCUGGAUGUGUUAACUCUAUAGACCAUACUGUUUGGAAAAUGGUGGAGCAGCUUCUCCAUGCUUGUCACUCCCUAACCUUGUAACUUGCCACAUUACAUCAUGUACCUGUGUGCAGAAGACCCAGGAAAAGUAGAUUUUCAUUUGACCGGAUGUGUUAUUUCUCGUACUACUGAGCUACAUAUAUUGUAAAGAGCUGUUGUGUGGUUUUGCACUGUUUCGUACCUUGAACCACUUGUUUGUUUGUUUUGUUUAUAUUUUUCCUUUUUCUUGUUUAUUUCUCUGAGGGACCAAAACAUGAUGGAAACGUUAACCGUGUCAUUUCCAAGUAAUAUACAGACUUGCUUCA
Messenger RNA from Salvelinus namaycush (lake trout), 6292 nucleotides. Its product is annotated as syntaxin-binding protein 5-like. Gene Ontology annotation, molecular function: syntaxin binding; myosin II binding; GTPase activator activity. The coding region runs from base 281 to 3721 and encodes 1146 amino acids. Lineage: Eukaryota; Metazoa; Chordata; Actinopteri; Salmoniformes; Salmonidae. The transcript is spliced from 28 exons. Gene Ontology annotation, biological process: regulation of exocytosis; regulation of protein secretion. The record is from RefSeq and is a predicted model, not a curated record. Gene Ontology annotation, cellular component: cytoplasm; plasma membrane; SNARE complex.